Strongylus vulgaris is the source of this 426-nucleotide messenger RNA. The record is from the annotation of a GenBank genome assembly. NCBI's taxonomy places the organism in Eukaryota, Metazoa, Nematoda, Chromadorea, Rhabditida, Strongylidae.
AUGGCUUGUGUAUGCUCGUUCAUCUUAGCUUUGGUAACUAAAGGAGGAAUUUUAUUCGAAUUGGACAUCUUUCCCGAAGAGGACGAGUCCUGUCGGAAUACCGUAAACGAAUAUUAUGUGGAUAUGACUGCAGUGAAUCAACAAUGGUUAUAUGGUACACUAUAUCGAUUCUGGAUUCGCAAUAUAGUGACCGUAUUUGUGCCAUUCUUCCUAUUGACGCUCAUCAAUUUCAAGACUCUCGUCAAGUUGAAAGCACAACUUAAACAGGCGAAAUGUCGAGAAGGACGCAAAUUCUCGGUUCGCGUUGAAAAUAAGGCGAAAUGUCGAGAAGGACGCAAAUUCUCGGUUCGCGUUGAAAAUAAGGUAAUUUCAGUUUGUUGUCGUAGUCUCCAGGAGAAACAAGUAAACACGUCCGGAACGAAGUAA